Messenger RNA from Phascolarctos cinereus (koala), 10272 nucleotides. NCBI's taxonomy places the organism in Eukaryota, Metazoa, Chordata, Mammalia, Diprotodontia, Phascolarctidae. The record is from RefSeq and is a predicted model, not a curated record.
ACAUACACACACAUACACACACAUACACAAGCUCGGACACGGAACCCUCAACCCCCUCCUCCCCUGGGGAACAUCAGGCUUUUACGGAGUCAGCCGCCCGACUUACUUUCGGCCCCUACCGCUGCCCGCCCCCCCCAGAAAAAAAAUUUUUAAUUAAAAAAAAUGGCAGAGUCUACGGAGGAGGUGGCGGUGCUGGUGCAGCGGGUGGUGAAGGACAUCAACAACGCCUUCAAGAGGAAUCCGCACAUAGAUGAAAUAGGACUAAUUCCCUGUCCUGAAGCUCGGUACAACCGGAGUCCAAUAGUCUUGGUUGAAAAUAAACUUGGUGUGGAAAGUUGGUGUGUCAAGUUUCUUUUGCCAUAUGUCCACAACAAGCUUCUCCUCUACAGGCAAAGAAAGCAGCGACUAAACAAAGAUGAAUUGAUAGAUGUCACAUGUACCCUGCUACUUCUAAACCCAGACUUUACCACUGCAUGGAACGUGAGGAAAGAGCUAAUCCUAUCUGGCACUUUAAAUCCAAUUAAAGACUUGCAUCUGGGAAAACUGGCCUUAACUAAGUUUCCAAAGAGUCCAGAAACAUGGAUUCACAGGCGAUGGGUGCUACAACAACUAAUUCAGGAAAACUCCUUACCCACUUUUGUGAAGAAAGAGAACUUAGCAACAUUUCCCACAGAAAGAGUACAACGAAUAGUGCAAGAGGAGGUUGAGGUCUGUGGUGAAGCUGCUGGGAGAUACCCAAGUAACUACAAUGCCUGGUCUCAUCGCAUCUGGGUCUUGCAACACUUGGCAAAGUUGGAUAUCAAGAUUCUUCUUGAUGAACUGUCUUCCACCAAACAUUGGGCAUCCAUGCAUGUUUCAGAUCACAGUGGAUUUCACUACCGCCAGUUCUUGUUAAAGUCUUUGAUAAGCCAAACUGUGACUGACAGUGCUAUAUUAGAACAGAGCCCUUUGGUAAGUGAGCAUAUCUCAGAUCUUCCAAAAGAUGAUAAUGAAGAAGACACAUCAGCAGAGCACCACAGGGUGGUGGAUCUUUCCCAUCUUCUAGAGGAAGAAGUUGAACUCAGCACGGAUCUCAUUGAUAACUACCCGGGACAUGAAACACUCUGGUGUCAUAGGCCUCUUCUUUUACAAAGGCGGCAUGUGUUCUACCUUCAGCACCACUUAAACAAUAAGCUUCCUCACAGCCAGAUGCGACUAUCACCCGUGGACAGCAAUGGUGGGACUUUAAAUGACUUAAAUCUCAGCCCAGCAGUCACUCAUAUGACUCAGGCCAUGGAUGUGGAUGGCUUAAAUGACUCUAACAAGCAAGGCUAUUCCCAAGAAACUAAGCGACUAAAACGGACACCAGCUCAGGACUCCCUUGGCAUAGAAAUGGAACACAGGUUUAUUGAACAAAUUUUGUCCACCUGCCGAAAUGUAGAGCAAGCCAGGUUUGCUAAUGCUUAUAGGAAAUGGCUGGUUACUUUGAGUCAGUGAAAGAAAUGGAGAAUUCCUGCAGGGUUUUACUUAUAGUGCAAUAUUACUUUCUUUUCUUUUCUUACUUACACAGUUGCAUGUACUGGUUCUACUAUUGGCUCCUUAUCCUUUAUGAUCAAUUUUAAGGUUUGUUGGAAACUCUUGUAUCAUUUGUUUUGUUAGGAACAGGCAAUUCUUUUACAGGAAAGAAAAAACAAAAACAUUUCCCUAGUAUAUAGUGAGUCUUAAAUUUUGAGAGAAAAACUCAUAUCCUUUGCAUUUCUACUUUGGGCAGCUUCAUAUUCAGUUCUCAUGACGUUUUUUUCCUUCUUUUUUUUUUGGUUGGGAAGUUUAUUUGUUAACUUGCUAUUAAAAAAAAACCUUUAAGACAUAAUGCAGUUUCUAAUGACUAACUUUAACUUGAUCCAGUUUUGUUUGGGAAACAAAUAUGGAUAGGUGAAAAUAAAAACAAAUACAGACCCGAAUGUGCUCUAGUUGUAGACUAAACUAAUCAAAGUCAGUAGAGAUAACCAAUUUAUCAAAGGAUUAUUAAUUUUAAACCCUAACUUUAAGAAGUUAUGUUACUACAGUAAUAGAAAAUUAUUUUAGUUAUGCUUGUUAUUUUCCUUUAAGUUGGCAUAGGCUACGAACACUCAACUUAAACCCUAUAUAAUUAGUACCAAGUUUUGCACCAAGUUAGCAUUUUUUUUUUAGUUCUUACUAUCUUCUUUCACAGAUUCGUUGGAUUGGGAAUCAGAUUAAUUAAACAUGGAAAUUUGUUCAUAAAAAGUUCACCUGUAUUUUAUUUUAUUGAUUUACCAAAUCAACAAACCAUUAUCUUAUUUAUAUUUCUGAAAAUUUAUGAGGUACACUACAGAAUUCUAAAGAGAUGAAUAUUAAAGAUUUGGGGGGGGGGAUAAAUGUGGGGGCAUCUUAAGAAAUAGGUUAAAACAUUUUAGCACUGAAAUUGUCCAGACUGAGGACUCAGCAAUCUACUUUAUAUCCAUUAUAUCCGUUAUCAGACUCUGUAGAUAAUUUUGAAACCAGGGGUUCAGUCCCAGGGUUUCUCUCUUGCUUUCCUUGAACCCCAAGGGUUGAAAAAUAGUAGAGGGACAUAAUUGCUCUCCCAGUGUUUUCUUUAGCUAAUAAUUUCCACCCUACUUAAUUUUUUUCUCCCUCCUCAUUAUCUGUCCCUUCUCGCCAUAUCCCUUUGUUAUUUCUUGUCACUUACCCUUUGUUGUUUGUAUAUUGUUUUCUUUUCCGUAUUUCUUCAGCAAGAAGUACCCCACCUUUAUUUCUUGUCCCACAGAAAAAGGACCAGGAAGGAUGUAUAAGUAUGAUCAGUCCUAUUAAUACCAAAUUGGCAGAAGUUGCUGACCAAAAUGAGAAUACUUAAAAAUCUCUAGCUUUCAGGGAGGGAUGUAAGCAGUAGAAGUAGAGAUGCAACCUCAUCCUACCUCCUGUUCUUCCAAGUUUCACUUUCUCAUUUGGCCAGGGUGGGGGAGUUGGGAGAAAGAUAGAUUUCUGCUAUUUCGCUCUUAUGAAAACCCCAGAUUAACUUGAAUUUUUAAGGCAGUAUAGAAUAGUGGAAAAAGUCCUGGAUUUUGAAUUUAUAGAUUAUGAGUUCAAAUUCCACCUCGGCUAUUUAUUUCCUAGGUGACUUUGGGCAAAUCACUUUACCUCUUGGACCUCAGUUUGUUGUUUUUUUUUUUCACCUGUAAAAUGAGAUCAUUGGUCUUUUCCAGCUGUAAAGCCUAUGAUCCUAUAUUGAAAUAGGUUUCUUUCAAGGGGAUACAAAAUUUACCCCUUAUUUUGGCAUCAUAGCUCUGUUCAGUGACAAUCAGACAGUGAGCCUUAACAGGGUCUCAGGAAAUUGGCCAGCCUGACCCUAGUGGACCUAGAGACCUUAAAUGUAUGACCAAUUGCUGCUGGGCUUCUUCCUAGGGGCAAAAGUGACUGUUUUGUAUACCUUUCAAUCUGUAUCCUUAUCCUUGUGAAUAUAGUCCUAUGCCCUAAUAUACAAAGCCCUUUUUAGCAGAAGUUCCUGAAUCUAAUACCUCAGGGUCUGGAAUCUCUAUGAUUAAUCAUUAGCUUGGGAUUCUUUCUUAGUGGUUACAUAGAAGUAGAGAAGUUAUAACAGGUCCAGUGCAUCCUGCUAGUGUACAUAGCCAGUCAUUGCCUCCAUACGGUAUUAACUUCAGUUUCUUUCCUAAGCUUAGUUUUAAUUAUCCUCAAUAAUAGACUUCUCACAUUUUCAUGAUUUUUCUAUUUGAGAAUAUUUCUAUUGGAAUAUUUUCAGUAGUAAAUUGAAACUUUUUGGUCUAGUUUUUCCACUCCUAACAAUGUUCUUAUGAAUUCAGGACCUUCUUAUACCUUCUCUAAAACAGCUUCCAUUUUAGUCUGGGCAGCCUUCAGGUUUUUCAAGGAUAUGUCAUGCCCCUAAUUGAAAUAAUUCUCUUCCUAAAUCUACAUUGGUCUCCUGUCUUAUCAAGGUUAGUGAAAUAAGUGAUCAUUGACAGCUGGAGAGGAGGAAGUGCUUGGCAUCAGAAAUUUCUGUGCUAAUUUUUUUCUGAAAUCAUUAUGUUCAUUUAACAACAAAAGGUUAGGAUAUAUAUGAAUCCAAGGGGUUUCCUUGCAAAAAAAAAAAACCAAAAACCCAAUUUUAGUUGUAUAAUGACAUUGAUUCUUAGUAAUUCUAGUAGCGUGGCACAAAUAACUCUGAUAGGAGACAGUAUUAGAGAAGUAGGAAUAAGUAAAGUCCUUUAUAGUAGAAGAUUGUGUGAGUGUUAAAGUCCCUUUUUUUUCCUGGAAAAGUCAAGGAGGAACUGUAAAACAAAUUGACUGUUCUCCAUAUUGAAAGGCCACCCCAUCCUCAUGGCAAAAAUGCAGCCGAGUAGCACCCAUAAUCAGGAAUUCAGAGUGAUACUAUGAUAAAUGAAAUCAAACUACCCUUGUAAAUCUUAACCGUUUUUCCCCUCAAGGUUUCCUACUUUUUGAGUGCAGUAUUUGUAAACUAUACUGUGUGCCUUGCUCAUAAAAUACUCAAAGAGUAUAAGAGAUAGUGACUAGCCUUGUGAUUUUAUUGAUCUAGGGAACUACUCAGUAGAUUGAGGAAAUACCCUCUACCAAUUCAGGUAGGCACCUUUUCUUCAAAUCAGAACCUUGGAUAGUUACCUAGAGCACGAGAAUUUAAGUGACUUGUCAGGGAUCACAAGACCAGUAUAUGACUGAGGCAGGACAUGAAUCCAUGUCUGACUGGUUUUAAGGUUAGCUUUCUAUCCAUUACUACUUUGCCUCUCAAAGAUGAUAAUGAAAUUAUUAAUUCCAGCAAUAUAUGUGUAUGUGUGUAUAUGUGUACAUAUAUCUACAUAUUUAAAAAUAACUUUCACAACUGGAAGUGUCCAUUUAGGUGCUGGUUUAACAUCCCAUUUGGGAAAGGUGAUAUGAAUACUGGCUAAGAAUUCUAAAGCCAGUAUUACAUUAAGAUCUUUCCUUUGACCAUUUUAAGUUGUCAGAAUCAGACUUUAAGAGAGCAAUAUUUUUGUACCUGUGGGGUUUACGUGUUUGUUGAGGUGUAUAUUGGGUAUGUGUGUCUGCUUUUUUCUGAGCUUCUAAACAAUGAAAUCCACCUUUUGAGAUAUUUCUUAAACUCACUACUGAGUCAUUAGGGAAGCUAACCUAGACUUUGAAAGUCCUCUUUUCUCAUUCCUGCUUUUCAAAUUUAAUUUAAGGUCCCAUGAGGUUAUCAGAGGAAGUAAAAAUAAAACAACUAAUAUGGAUUGUUACCUUGGUGUUAAAAUAAGGAUUUUUGUUCAUAAUGAUCUAUUCCAGAAUUCAUUAACAAAUAAGAAACAGCAGCUUUUCUACAGUGGCUUUUUGUGUAUGUUCCUCAAAGAAGUGCCCAGGUAGUAUGGUUGGGGUGUUCUUUAAGUUUAGGUCAUGUGACACCUUUGACUUAUUUCCAAUUGACCAGAGAUACACACACACACACACACACACACACAUACACACACACAUAUACAUGUAUGUGAAUGUGUAUGUAUUUACAUAUGUAUACAUGUAGACAUAUGCUUUUGAAUUUUUUUAAAAAAUGCAUUGUGACUAGAGAAAAGGUAAUUUCUUAUUUCAGUUUUUCCCCCAGUUGAUCUGAGUGUGUGAUGUAAGAGGCCAAGUAAUGGCUGUAUAACAGUUAUUGUCCCCUGUGCGUCAGUUUCCUCAUUUUUUAGAGGAAAGUGGUGAAGUUUCACCAAUAGAAGUAUUACAUAAUCUUUUAUAUAAUUCUUUUCCCCAAAAGAUGUUCCAAACCUACUGUGUUAACAUGCUGUCCUUAAAUUUAAAAAAAAAAUCCCAAAAAGCAAAUUUUUCAAGAGAAUUUACAUCAUUUUUAAUAGUUGCAUUUUUAAAUUUUUCAUAUGAGGUUCUCAGAUAGAUCUAUUCUACACCCAUUAGCACCUUAAAGUGCCCCAUCCCCAAAGUACUGUGUGCUCUAGAAUCCUAUUUUAUGGAGGAGGGAGUUGAGACAUAGGCAUCACUGGAAAAAUCUAACAUCCUUGUAAGUUGUGAAGAAGAAAGCCAUGAUCACACCCAUGGAAAGGUAUAAGUGAAAAGAGCCCUAGAUUUCAAGCGUCAUAUCUUAGUUUUCCUGGUUUACUACAUGUGUGACCUUAGGCAAGUCAUUUAAUUUCUGGGCUUUAUUUUCCUUAUUUGUUAAAUAAGGGGCUUGGACUAAAUGAUUGACUCUUAAAUUGCUUCUUUCUUUCUACAGCCUAUCAAUUCUGCUUUGUUUUUUAGGAUUUAAAACAUAGAACUUUUUACAUAAAACAUACAGUUUUAUUUAUUAGAGCACCUCUAUUCUUUGAAGCAGAAUUAUAAUCAUUUAAAUCUAAUUUUGGAGGCAGAAACCCAAAACAAUUUGAAGAAUACUGACAGUUACAACAAGUGCCCAAGGAGUCAUUCAAAUGUAAACUGCUAGAUAGUAGUAACUCUUUAUUUCAGUAGACUUCUCAGUGAAGGGAAUGUCAUUUGUUGUGUUAUAGGAUGUUGACAUGGACAGAUAGGAUGUUUUGGUUUAUAUUUUUAUUUAGUAAUUAAGGGGUCCAAGCACUUUACGAAGAAUUGGUAUAUUAGUUUCUUAUAACCAGUUUUUUUUUUCUUAUAUGAGGUAUGCCAUUUGUUUUUAAUGGUUACCAUGUAGCCUUUUUAUAAAGGAGCUGUGGUAUUGCCUCCUAAAAGAAAGAACAGACAUUAUUUUAAGUGAAUCUUUUGUCUUGGUUUAUUCAAAGCCUAAGUUCAUUCAGAAUUUCAAAACAUUCAAAACAACUGAAAAACAUGAUAACAUUAUAUAGAAGUGAAAAUCUAAAAUGUGAAUGUAUGAAGAGGUGCAAAUAAUAGAAGAAAAAAUAAUUUUAAGUAAUACUUUGUGGCUUCAUAACACUUUUCUUACCUAAGAUCCCAAAGUGCUUUACAGAGAAUGUUAGAACCGCCAACAUACAGUAUGUUUUGCAGGCUAGGCAAACAGUAGACAAGUUGUGAUUCUGGGGGACUAGUCCUUUGAGCCUGCCUCCCAUACCACCCUUUGGUACUAUUAAUUAAGCAGGCUCAGGCUCACUUCCUUCUUAGCACUAUCAGAAACCAAACUCUUUCUUCAGAAACGUAAAUUAUAAUAAUAAAGUAGCAUAGUCUGCUCAAGAAAUCCUGUGCUUCCAAGAGUAUUAACUAUAGACUGUUUAUGCUUUCCAAAUAUUAAUAUAGUCAGUGAUACUAACCCUGACAUUUUCUUUAUUAGUGUGUAAUUACCUCUCAGGGUAUAGGAUACUUAGUAAAUUUAGGGUAAACUUUUUAUAGUCAGUGGCAAAAAAAAAAUAGAGGCGUAAUUGCCUAAUAUAUUACUAGCUCUCAACAUUUUUAGACUAGAUAGUAUUUUAUAUAAAUCGCUAGCUAAUAUAGGAGCUGGUAACCUGCUUUGAGACUGCCUUGUUGCGCAUCUAUGCUGCUCCCAUCCCCAUAGUACAUAUUGUGAACAUACUUUAAUAUGUAUCUUAUGAAAAUUAUUUAUAUAUUUCCAUCUUCUCUAUGUUUCAGGGAAGGCAGGAGAGAAUGUAUCUGUUUUGUACUUUUGGUUGCUUAUAGAAUUAAUAAGUUUGCAAAUUUGAGGAGAAUGAACACUAGAGGUACACAGACUUUAACAAAUGUUUUGCCUCAUAAGAUGUCUAUCUGCUGGAUGACGUUAUAUCCAUGCCAUCUGUAGUUCAGUGUGGAGAACUAAAUUGUUAAAGAUUAGGGUUAAAAUUGUCUUUAGUUCUGUUAUUUGGCACUUCGAGUAUGUAAGAAUUGGAAGAAAUAUCAUUUUAUGCAAGAGAAUUUUGAUAGAAUGUUAUUAUGGAGAAGCAAAUUAUCUCUUUGGGGGGAGACACUGUGAACAUAAAUGAACAUUGUGACUCUCCAGCUGCAUAAACAUAACAAAUAACAUUUAGAUUAUUCUGCUCCGUAGAAUAUAAAUAUAAGAUGAAAUGAAACUUGGAAUUUAGAUUUAUUUGAUAGGUUUCAAAAAGUGUUUUGUUUUACAUUAUCACACCCAAAUUUUGGCAAGAUCUUUCUUAAUGCAGUGUUGCUAAAUACAGGCUUUCUGAUUAAAAAAGGUCUCCCCUCUACAAGUGAGAUGGAAGGUUGACCCAAGCCCACAUGUGCCUGAAUUAAUCAGAUAAUUGUGUCAACCUUCUACUCUGCUUUGGGCAUCACUCCCCUUCAGGGUAGUGGGGAACCAGGAUACUCUGUAACUUUCCAUAACUACCAUUAGAGUCAGCCUUAACGUGGGGCAUGGCAAUCACUUUCUCUAAGUACUAUGCAGUAUCAUGCAGAAAUGUUUACUUUUUACAUUAUAUAAAGUAAUUUAUAUCAAAUAAGAUUUUUUCAUAUCUUGAAAAGGACAAAUGAACAUAUGAACAAUUUUAAAUCAUUAUGCAUAUUCGUAUUUAUUAAGUAUUCAGUUAUUUCCCUCAAAUCUUGCAUUUGGUACAGGUGUGUUCUCAUUUAAUAAAAGUUGAGUGCAGGCUAAAUAAAAAUGCACUUAAUUGAUGUUCAAUAAAUAUUUAUUGGCAGGGUCACUGUGUCAAUCAAACUGAUAAUAAACCUUAAAUAAUGAAGGUAAAUAUUGUCACCCAUUCUUUGAAUGGAAUUUAGUGAAAUUGUUUUACAUUUUGAUAUUUUAAAGUUAUAUUGAGAUGAGUUAUUUUGACUUCAUUGUUUUUUAAAAGUGUGUUAAUAAUACUUACUUAGAAUAUGGUCAAGCAUUAGAAAUUACAAAAACUUAAGUGAUAUUCCCUAGUGCAUAAUUAUAAUUAUUCAUUAGAUUUAUCACCAAAUUAUUUUGAGAGAACUAUUGUAGUCUUAGAAGCUAACCAGAUUAUAUUUUGAUAUCAGGUAUUAUUUGAUUUAGGUGCUGUUUAUUUCUUCCUAAAUUGCUGUUGCUUUCCAAUAUACUUUUCUUAGUGGUAAUGAAUAAAAUGUGAUAUUAGCAUAAAUAUUUAUCUGCUUGUGUAAUGGUUUUUAGGGGCAUCUUUCCUAGGAUAAAAUCUGCUACUCUUCACAAAUAAUAAAGAUGGAAGUACCAAGAAUCUGAAAAUUUAUGAAUAAGAUUGAGAAUUAUAAACCUUUUAAAAGAUAUUUGAGAGAAUUUUCCUGGGCUCCUAAUUAAAUAGGUGAAAGCAGUAUGAGAGAUGGCAGUUGAUUGUGGGUCAUGGCUGUAAUUCAGGUUUUCUAAGCAACAGAAUCAUUAUGUCUGUUGUUUAAGCAUAUACUGUCAUCUAAAAGAGAAUACUCAAACUGAGAUUAAUUUAUCCUUUUGAAUUAACAAACUAAAAAUUACAAGAUUAUCAAAAUGUAGGGUACACUAGAAAUUGUUUUCUUCCUUUUACUAUGACGGGGGGGGAAAGACAAAUAAUAACUCUUGAAAUUAUCAAAAGAGAAAAUCAAAUUGAGACACUAAAAAUAAAUAAGUAGCUAGAUCUUUUCAUUACUAGUCAGUGAUGUAGUCACCUGGAAUUUGGAACCCUCUUAGUGUCAAUAUUCCUCACAUGUUUCUGUUAUUAGAAUUUACUACCUGUGUUAAUUAUAUGUUGCCUGAAGGUUUUCCAAGUGUUGAGUAAGUUGCAGUUCAAGUUUGAAAUUGUUUUAAGAUGGUAUUAAAUAGCUCAUGUUCAAAUGUAUAGGAUACCUGUGGUACAAGGUGUUAUCUUGGGCAUUAAAGACAAGUUUGAUUAACUUUUCUUACUGAGGAUAUUAAGUUCAUUUGCUGUACUAAUAUUUUCUUAAAUUGCACUGCUGAUUUGCCCCCAUUAAAGCAAACUGCACAAAUCCUUUUUUCAUUAUUCAUCUCAAAGUCAUUUUAGUAACUACUGAUUUCCAGUUAUGUAAAUGGUAUUUCACUCUCAUAUUGUAGAUGUCAUAAAAAGAUGAAAACAUUGAUAAGUAUGAAUGCUAAGGGUUUAUAUUAUCUAUACUUCAUACCCCACCUCAAAACCCCUAACAACUGAUGCUAAAUUCCAAGGCUAAUGUAAUGGUUUUUGUUUAUUGUGUGUUGGUCAUGAUAAUUUUUUUUUAAUUGGGAGAAAUUAAUGAUGGAGGCAAACUUAUGAUAUCUUCUCAUUUUUCCUUCAUCUCCAUCAUAUUACAUAUAUAUUUUAGAGCAACUAGCCAAAUUUUGCCAAGCUUUAUUUUAUAAGGAAAAGGAAAUUCCAUUCCAUGUGAAAUGACAUGAUACUCUGAUAUCUGAUUAGACUAAUACCCUACCGUUGUUUUUAAAUUAUGUACACUAAAUUA